Molecule: messenger RNA, 768 nt
Organism: Durio zibethinus
Lineage: Eukaryota; Viridiplantae; Streptophyta; Magnoliopsida; Malvales; Malvaceae
Product: transcription factor PRE5-like
Biological process (GO): regulation of growth; regulation of DNA-templated transcription
Molecular function (GO): protein dimerization activity
Source: RefSeq, a predicted model, not a curated record
UCCUUCCUUCCUACCUCUUUAUAUCUCUCUUAUCACUUUCACCAUUUCUUCACAUCUUAUAUCUAACACUACUACUAUUACUACUCCUCAUUCUUCUGCUUCUACCUUUUUCCUUUCUUGCCAGACCAAAACAUUUUCUAUUUAUAUGGUUCUUUUCCUUCCCCAUUUGCUUAUCUGGCUUUAGCUUGGGUCUUGGUGGUUUAAAACCCGUAGGCUUAUACCAAGGGCAAGAACAUUUCUUGGUUUUUCCUCAUUUUUUUGCGAAGCAGCUAGCUGACAGGUAUAAAACCUUAGUGUUAAUUUCCAAGAUGUCUAGCAGAAGGUCAAGGCAGUCGACAGCAGGCGUAUCCAGGAUUUCAGAUGAUCAAAUCAUUGAACUUGUCUCCAAGUUACGCCAACUUCUUCCUGAGAUUCGCGAUAGGCGAUCUGACAAGGUAUCAGCAUCCAAGGUUUUACAAGAGACUUGCAAUUACAUUAGAAGCUUGCAUAGAGAGGUGGAUGAUCUAAGUGAGCGACUCUCCCAGCUCUUGGCUACAAUUGAUACUGAUAGUGCCGAGGCUGCUAUAAUUAGGAGUUUAAUUAUGUAAUAAUAUGCCAACUUUUAUUAUUUUUUCUGCGUUGUACUUUCUUACUAGGUUUUGGUCACUAGAUCAAACAAAAACUAGAAUAUAUAUUAUAUAUUUUAAGAUGCUCCCCCAUGUGGAAGAGUGUGCACUGUAAUUACGUUGUAUAAUAAAUGGACUUGCACUAGCAAAGCCUUUAAUUUUA